Molecule: messenger RNA, 2082 nt
Organism: Nycticebus coucang (slow loris)
Lineage: Eukaryota; Metazoa; Chordata; Mammalia; Primates; Lorisidae
Gene: MPP1
Product: MAGUK p55 scaffold protein 1
Exons: 12
Coding region: 160-1560 (466 amino acids)
Cellular component (GO): cell-cell junction; plasma membrane
Molecular function (GO): signaling receptor binding
Source: RefSeq, a predicted model, not a curated record
GCAGGAGCGCGGGCGGAGCUCCGCCCACGCCCGCCCGGCGCGCCGCCUGCGAGGCGGUGACUGGCCCAGCAGCUCCGCUUCCCCACCGCCCCGCAGGCCCCGAGUCCUCUAAUUCCCAGCGCUGCCAGCUCCCGAGUCCCGGUGUCCCCGCUGUGUGAGAUGACGCUCAAGGCCAGCGAGGGCGAGGGUGGGGGCAGCAUGCGCACGGCCCUCUCUGACCUCUACCUGGAGCACUUGCUGCAGAAGCGUAGCCGGCCGGAGGCUGUGUCACACCAGUUGAAUGCUAUAACUGAGGACAUGUACACCAAUGGUUCUGCUGCCCCAGGUAGCCCUGCCCAGGCCAAGGGGCAGGAGGUGCGGAAAGUACGACUCAUACAGUUUGAGAAGGUUACAGAGGAGCCCAUGGGAAUCACUCUGAAGCUGAAUGAAAAAAAAUCCUGUACAGUGGCCAGAAUUCUUCAUGGCGGCAUGAUUCAUAGACAAGGCUCACUUCACGUGGGGGAUGAGAUCCUAGAGAUCAAUGGCACAAAUGUGACUAAUCAUUCAGUAGAUCAGCUACAGAAGGCAAUGAAAGAAACAAAAGGAAUGAUCUCAUUAAAAGUAAUUCCCAGCCAGCUAAGUCGUCUUCCUGCACUACAGAUGUUCAUGAGAGCUCAGUUUGACUAUGAUCCCAAAAAGGACAAUCUGAUCCCUUGCAAGGAGGCGGGACUGAAGUUUGUUACUGGGGACAUAAUUCAGAUCAUCAACAAGGAUGACAGCAAUUGGUGGCAGGGGCGGGUGGAAGGCUCCUCCAAGGAGUCAGCAGGAUUGAUCCCUUCCCCAGAGCUGCAGGAAUGGCGAGUGGCGAGUGUGGCCCAGUCAGCUCCACCUGAGGCCCCAAGCUGCAGUCCCUUUGGGAAGAAGAAGAAGUACAAAGACAAAUACCUGGCCAAACACAGCUCAAUUUUUGACCAGUUGGAUGUUGUUUCAUAUGAGGAAGUUGUUCGGCUGCCUGCAUUCAAGAGGAAGACCCUGGUGCUGAUUGGAGCCAGUGGGGUAGGUCGCAGCCACAUUAAGAAUGCCCUGCUCAGCCAGAAUCCAGAAAAGUUCGUGUACCCUGCCCCAUAUACAACACGGCCGCCAAAGAAGAGUGAGGAAGAUGGGAAGGAGUACCACUUCAUCUCAACAGAGGAGAUGACAAGGAACAUCUCUGCUAAUGAGUUCUUAGAGUUUGGCAGCUACCAAGGCAAUAUGUUUGGUACCAAGUUUGAAACAGUACACCAGAUUCAUAAGCAGGACAAGAUUGCCAUCCUUGACAUUGAGCCCCAGACCCUGAAAGUUGUUCGGACAGCAGAACUUUCGCCUUUCAUUGUGUUCAUUGCACCUACUGACCAGGGCAUUCAGACGGAAGCCCUGCAGCAACUGCAGAGGGAUUCUGAAGCCAUCCGCAGCCAGUAUGCUCACUACUUUGACCUGUCACUGGUCAACAAUGGCGUUGAUGAAACCCUCAAGAAAUUACAAGAAGCCUUUGACCACGCAUGCAGUUCUCCACAGUGGGUGCCUGUCUCCUGGGUUUACUAAGUUCAGAGUGUACAUACCCUUAUGCUCCUCUCCAGCAUUUGUAACUCCAUUCUCCUUGCUUUAAGACAGAGCUGCUCCAACUAGUUUUGAUUCAAGCUUCCAGCUCUCCGCAACUACCCUAAUUAAGCUAAUAGGAUUCAGUCUUCUUGGGCUGGGAGUUGAUUUUUCUGAUGGGGCCCCAUUAAUCUGGAUUUCAAAAGAUCUCUCGAAAUUGGGAGUAAGCAGUACUAUCAGAACAUAACUACUAGUCCGGGUGUGGUGGCUCACACCUAUAAUCCUAGCACUCUGGGAGGCUGAGGUGGGUAAAUUGCCUGAGCAAGAAUGAGACCCCAUUUCUAAAAAUAGCCAGGCGCCUAUAGUCCCACUUACUUGGGAGGCUGAGGCAAGAGAAUCUCUUGAGCUCAAGAGUUUGAGGUUGCUGUGAGCUGUAUGACGCCAUGGCACUCUACUGAGGGCAACAAAGUGAAACUGUCUCAAAAAAACCCCAAACUGCUAAUCAAAGAUGAUGCACAAAAAAAACAA